CAACAAUACAACGCAAAAUGACAGCAGACACCGCACCACUACUCCUCCCAGGACAGCCCCUGCCAGCAGCGUACAUCACCCCGCCGCUCCCAGCGGCAGGGGACGGGUGCUACGAGUAUGGCGGCAAGAUCCUCUCGUCGGUCAUCGGGCGGCCUCGUCGCGACGGAGCUGUUGUCAGCGUGAUUAGAAAGGAGGAGGCAGGAGCAGUGCCUGAUAUCGGCGCAGUGAUCCUCGGACAAGUAUCCCGCCUGUCGCCUCAACAAGCGCACGUCACGAUCGAGAUUGUCAACAACCGGCCCGUCGCCGAGUCGAGCGAGGAGCUCACCGGCGUGAUUCGCAUCGCUGACAUUCGGUUGACGGAGCGCGACAAGAUCAAGAUGGGCGAGUGUUUCCGUCUCGGUGACAUUGUCAAGGCCAAGGUCAUCUCGCUCGGCGACGCACGCAGCUACUACCUCUCAACGGCGGCCAACGAGCUCGGCGUGGUGUACGCGACGUCGCAGGAUGGCAACCCCCUCCUGCCCGUCUCGUACCAGGAGAUGGAGGACCAGGUGACGGGCAAGACUGAGAAGCGCAAGGUCGCCAAGCCGGAGGAGGUGUAGCUGUCUUGAGCUGUUCUACAUCUGCUUGACCCAACGCCAGACCGAAUCACACCACCCGCAUGAAGAUAGACAUCAUUGUACAUGGCAUGAACUGUAUGAACAGAGGUGACGGGUGGGG
This is a messenger RNA of Vanrija pseudolonga, 717 nucleotides long. RefSeq names its product Exosome complex component csl4 (gene csl4). The coding region runs from base 18 to 599 and encodes 193 amino acids. The record is from RefSeq and is a predicted model, not a curated record. Gene Ontology annotation, cellular component: cytoplasm; nuclear exosome (RNase complex). Gene Ontology annotation, molecular function: RNA binding. The transcript is spliced from 7 exons. Gene Ontology annotation, biological process: RNA processing. Lineage: Eukaryota; Fungi; Basidiomycota; Tremellomycetes; Trichosporonales; Trichosporonaceae.